Messenger RNA from Lineus longissimus, 3818 nucleotides. RefSeq names its product neuroligin-4, Y-linked-like. The record is from RefSeq and is a predicted model, not a curated record. NCBI's taxonomy places the organism in Eukaryota, Metazoa, Nemertea, Pilidiophora, Heteronemertea, Lineidae. The coding region runs from base 841 to 2844 and encodes 667 amino acids. The transcript is spliced from 11 exons.
ACGAUGACGAAAUUAAAUGGAAUGCCCCGGGAGUCUACGAUAUAUCGGGGUGAUCGGCGUGAGAUUUCCCAACGCACAACGCCGAUCGCCAUGAAGUUUAUCAUGUUUCGUGUGUUUCUGGACUCCCUGCGCAGCCCAUUGCGUUAUCCUACUUGGGUCUCCUUAUGGUGAGGACCGAGGCCAGUCCAAUGCGUCUGGAGUGGAUAUAGGAAACAUGCAUGCAGGCCAGACUAACGAAUCGCAUGGAAAAACCUAGAUAUCAAAACAACACGCCCACAGAGUUAUACUUCCAAGGCGCGACAACAUGGAACUGUGACCGUCGCGGUCAUAGGCUGCUGCACAUGAAUGCUAACUGUUGCAUUCCUUACAUAUUUUUCUUCAAGGCCUGGCUGUGUCGUCUGCUCCUCUUCCACCUACCAUGGGAUGGAAUCCGGUAAUAAUGAUGGCCAAUAAUGAUACAUAGUUGGUCAAACUCAGUCAUGAACUAAAUAAAGCAAUCUAGCUACAAUGCCCGAAGUUAUCGGGGAAGGAUUCAUGCUGAGCUGAUUUAUAUCUGGAGAACUGGUUCAGCAAUAGAAUUUAUGCACCUACCAUGCAUUCUAACUGCUGAGAGGCGAUACCUACCUACAAGAUGAGGGAAUUAGCGUUAUUACGGCACUGGCUAAAACUGACCAGAGUUUCUUUCCUAACCCCCUGCGGAGAUAUAUAGAGGAGUGGGGGUUUAGCAGUUGCAGUAGGCCUAAUAACAUUGUUUGCACGAGAAUUCCUGAACUGUUUCUUUGUUUGUUCAGUCUUUGCUUUCUGGACUUCUUGCAGAAAGGGACCGGAAAAGAUGUAUGGAUGGAUAUGUCCGAAAUGUACACAGUCUCUUGGUUCGUUUACUUUACCCUUGCUGCUUCCUGCAUCCACUGCCUGGUGACGUCACCAAUGCCAACGGAUGACGUCAUCGUGAAAACACCCCUUGGCAAAAUAAGGGGGAGAAGAAGAACAGAUAAAAUUGAUAGUAUUGAUUUAGGGGCCACUAAGGUGGAGAUUGGUAUAGGCAUUGAUACGGUUGAUAUAUUUCUUGGCAUUCCCUUCGCAGAACCUCCGCUUGGAGACCGACGCUUCAGUCCUCCAAAGUCAAAGACAGCUUGGGGUGGUACCCGCAAUGCGACCGUCCUACCACCAGUUUGUCCUCAGACAGUUAAUACCACCGCUUCUGGCGAUGAGGAUUGCCUCUACCUCAACGUAUACUCUCCAUUCCAAGCAAAUGAUUCCUCAGCCUCCUACCCUGUCAUGGUUUACAUCCACGGUGGCUCCUACAUCGCAGGGACGGCUAAUGAUUACACGGGUCACAUCUUGGCACGACACGGGGUAGUCGUCGUCAUCAUUAACUACCGUCUGGGAGUGUUCGGUUUUCUGACCACUGGUGACGAUGAUCUCCCGGGUAAUUACGGGAUCCAAGACCAGACAAUGGCUCUAAAGUGGACUGCUGACAACAUCCGGGCAUUUAGAGGCAACCCACAACAGGUUACCAUAUUUGGUAACAGUGCCGGUGGCUCCAGUGUUGGGAUCCAUCUUCUCUCUCCUCCAUCAGCUGGGUUAUUCCAUCGUGCCAUCAUUCAGAGUGGACCAAUCACGAACUCUUUAUGGGCGCAUCACCGUACUACGCCCGCAGUUCUCCGAAACCACGCCAUGACGAUUGCACGGCGAAGUAACUGCACGCAGAAGUCAUUUGGUGAUGUCAUUCAAUGCAUGAGGAAGAUCACGUGGAAGGAACUACUUGCAGUUGAGGUACCAAGACUGUACGGCACGCCAGAGAGACUGAUCCCAGUGGUAGAUGGUAAUGUCCUACCUGGUCUAGUUGACGACCUUUUAAAGGAUGCAAACAAGGUCCAUAACGUCCCGGUACUUAUAGGGAUGACCAAGGACGAAUGUGCACCACUGCUUGGAUAUAUCGUGGCGCCAAAGCUCAGGAAGGAUGUGGACCUGAAUACAGGUUUCAAUGAUACUCAGUUCAAGCAGUCGGUCAACUAUCUUCUCUCGGAAAGAUACAGCCUGUCGAACAAUACAUAUGUCCUGGACGACGCGCGAUUUGAGUACACGGACCAUGAAAGAAGCUCUACCGUGGAUAUACGGUUAUCUAACCGAUAUCAACUUGUGCAAUUGUGUACGGAUGUCCAAAUCACCGCACCCACCAUCUAUUUGGCCCAAGCACUCAGAAACCUCAAUCUGCCAGUCUACAUGUAUGUAUUCGAUCACGCAGCCAACGCAACUGAUAUCCCUCCAUACAUAGCCAGCAGGAGCUACCACCAGUCAGAACUCCCCUUUGUCUUUGGAGGGCCUUACUUCAGACCGACCGAUCCUCAUUUUCCCGCGAAGAUAACCUACAAAAAGCAUGAUAUUACGUUCAGUGUGGUGAUGAUGCAAUGGUGGACCAACUUCGCCAAGUCAGGGAAUCCAACUCCCAAUGGGAGGGAAAAAGAUUGGAUCAAUUGGUCGAGAUAUCUAGGCAAUGGGUCAGAAUAUCUCUUCAUCGGACCUGACGGCUGGACCAUCUACAAAUAUUACAAAGCGCAUAGAGUGGCUUUUUGGAAUGACUUCGUCCCUACCUUAAAAGUAAAAGUGGGGGAAUCAAUUUCGAUGAAUUUUGAAAAUGAACGGAAGGAGUUACAGAUAAAACUGAUAGCAGUAGCUGUCAAUUGCGGUCUAUUGGGUAGUGUCGUUGUGGUUCUUUCAAUAGUGGUGUUUACAAAUAGGCGAAGAACCAAGUGGAAACUUAAACAGAUGAACAAUGAGAGCACGGUGAAUCUGUCGGUUAGAAUGCCAGAGGAAACGAACAGCGGGUAUAGUCGUUAUUGAUACUCUAAAGUAGGUGAGGAGUCGUCCUGAUGGACUCGCAAUUGUCGUGCUGUCAUCUAUAAAGUCACGACUGAUCGGUUUUGCCAUCUCUUCUUACCCAAUUCGACCACUCUGAACUAUCAGUAGGCUACUCCGUCCGUAGUCUCCCUUCAUACGAAGUGUAACAAAGGUGCCGGCGGGUCGCGUAUAUAUAAUGGAGUCAAAAACAUUAGGGUCAGGAUGAAUUCGAGUUGGAAGUUCCAUCACUCCGAAAUCUUCCACAUAUCUUGCAGUUAGCUUUAGGGGUAGCAAAUAAUACUAUGGUGUACCACACUUAUCAAUUAAGUAGUUGCCGGAGGCCUACAUCGUGUAGGAAAGGCGGUGGGGUCUGUUCGAUUUGCCCGACAGUAAUGUUGCGAUGAGUAUAAUAAAACUGAGUUCAAAUUUGGGCAUCUGCGCUUCACUGACAGCAAAGGCUAUCCAACCACGACUGCCCUCGUCCACCGACUGGCGAAUCCAAAACGAAUCUGGCUUUGCCAGGUUAACGAAUUUGUUUAUAUAAAUACAGCAUGUAGCUAUAUUGAUGCGGGUUCGACAUGGUGACUGUGAUCUUCCCAAGAAAUGUAAUGUUCCGUCCUUAAUUUGAGCACUGACGCUAGAAUACACUGACAAUAGAAUAGUAGAAUGUAUUCUUGUGUCCGUGUUUUGUGCUACUCUAAAGUCACCAAUAUAAAGUGUUCUCACAGCCUGCCAAAAGUACCUAUGUAUAUGUAUGAUAAAUGUUUAUGGACCAAAAUACGAUCCCAUCAUUGACAGUUCCUUAUAAUUCUGUUGAUAUGGGUUUCAUAUAAAGAAUUUGCCCCCCCCCCACAUGUAUUGAUCCCAUAGAAAAAAAUCUAUACGACAGAAUUUUUUAUCUUAUAUUCAUGACUUUGGAGUAGAGCCAUUGUACUCAAAUUUUUAUCUGACAUAUUUAAUAAAAUGUUUUGUAAAUA